CAGGCCGCGACAGCGACGCCCCGCGUCCCCGGUCCAGCCCUGCCUGCGGGAGCGAGCGGGGAGCGCCGCCCGCCCGGCCAGACCCGCGGUCACCGGAGGGGCGGCUGGAGCCCCACCCAGGCCAGGCACCGGCUCCCAGCUCAGCGAACGGGAGCGGGCGGAGGCAGGAGGCCGGGGGCAGUAGCCUGACAGUGCCCACACCCCUGGCUCCCGCCCCAAGCCGCCCACCAGCCCCUUUGCGUCCGCCGGGAAGAUGGCCGUGGCGCUGCGGUACUUGUGGCCCCUCCUCCUGUGCAGCCCCUGCGUGCUCAUCCGGAUCCCCGAGGAAUAUGAAGGACACCACGUGAUGGAGCCACCUGUCAUCACAGAACAGUCUCCACGGCGCCUCGUUGUCUUCCCCACAGAUGACAUUAGCCUCAAGUGUGAAGCCAGUGGCAAACCCCAAGUGCAGUUCCGUUGGACUCGGGAUGGCGUCCACUUCAAACCCAAGGAGGAACUGGGUGUGACCGUGCACCAGGCGCUCCACUCCGGCUCCUUCACCAUCACGGGCAACAACAGCAACUUUGCCCAGCGGUUCCAGGGCACCUAUCGCUGUUUUGCCAGCAAUAAGCUGGGCACUGCCAUGUCCCAUGAGAUCCAGCUCAUGGCCGAGGGUGCCCCCAAGUGGCCAAAGGAGAAUGUGAAACCUGUCGAGGUGGAGGAAGGGGAGUCGGUGAUUCUGCCCUGCCACCCUCCACCCAGUGCAGAGCCGCUCCGGAUCUACUGGAUGAACAGCAAGAUUUUGCAUAUCAAACAAGAUGAGCGGGUGACAAUGGGCCAGAAUGGCAACCUCUACUUUGCUAAUGUGCUCACUUCGGACAACCACUCAGACUACAUCUGCCAUGCCCACUUCCCUGGUACCCGGACCAUCAUUCAAAAGGAACCCAUUGACCUUCGGGUCAAGGCCACCAACAGCAUGAUUGACAGGAAGCCACGCCUGCUCUUCCCCUCCAACUCCAGCAGCCACCUGGUGGCCUUGCAGGGGCAGCCCUUGGUCCUGGAGUGCAUUGCUGAGGGCUUCCCCACACCCACCAUCAAGUGGCUACGCCUGAGUGGCCCCAUGCCAGCUGACCGAGUUAUCUACCAGAACCACAACAAGACCCUGCAGUUGCUGAAUGUGGGGGAGGAGGAUGAUGGCGAGUACCGAUGCCUGGCUGAGAACCCUCUGGGCAGUGAUCGGCAUGCCUACUACGUCACCGUGGAGGCUGCCCCAUACUGGCUGCACAAGCCCCAGAGCCGCUUGUAUGGGCCAGGAGAGACUGCCCGCCUGGACUGCCAAGUGCAGGGGAGGCCCCAGCCAGAGGUCACCUGGAGAAUCAAUGGGAUCCCUGUGGAGGAGCUGCGCACAGACCAGAAGUACCGGAUCCAGCAUGGAGCCCUGAUCCUGAGCAACGUGCAGCCCAGUGACACGAUGGUGACCCAGUGCGAGGCUCGCAACAGGCAUGGGCUCCUGCUGGCUAAUGCCUACAUCUAUGUUGUCCAGCUGCCGGCCAAGAUCCUGACCCCAGACAAUGAGACAUACAUGGCAGUUGAGGGCAGCACUGCGUACCUUCUAUGCAAGGCCUUCGGAGCCCCUGUGCCCAGCAUCCAGUGGCUGGACAAGGAAGGGAAGACUGUGCUGCAGGACGAACGCUUCUUCCCCUAUACCAACGGGACCCUGGGCAUCUGGGACCUCCAGGCCAAUGACACUGGACACUACUUCUGCCAGGCUGCCAAUGACCAAAACAAUGUGACCAUUGCGGCUAACCUGCAGGUCAAAGAUGCCACUCGGAUCACACAGGGACCCCAGAGCGCAAUUGAGAAGAAAGGUUCAAGAGUAACAUUCGUGUGCCAGGCCUCCUUCGACCCCUCCUUGCAGCACAGCAUCACUUGGCGUGGGGAUGGUCACAACCUCCAGGAGCUUGGAGACAGUGACAAAUACUUCAUAGAGGACGGGCGCCUAGUCAUCCACAGCUUGGAUUAUAGUGACCAGGGCAACUACAGCUGUGUAGCUGGUACUGAGCUGGACAUGGUAGAGAGCAGAGCAGAGCUCCUGGUGGUGGGGAGCCCGGGGCCAGUGCCUCAGCUGGAGCUGUCUGAUCGUCACCUGCUGAAGCAGAGUCAAGUGUACCUGUCCUGGAGCCCCGCUGACGACCACAACGCUCCCAUCGAGAAGUAUGACAUUGAAUUUGAGGACAAGGAGAUGGCACCUGAGAAAUGGUACAGUUUGGGCAAGGUGCCUGGGAACCAGACCUCUACCACCCUCAAGCUGUCACCCUACGUCCACUACACCUUUAGAGUUACUGCUAUCAACAAGUACGGCCCCGGGGAGCCAAGCCCGGCCUCUGAGACUGUGGUCACACCUGAGGCAGCCCCGGAGAAGAACCCCGUGGACGUGAAGGGUGAAGGGAAUGAGACCAGCAACAUGGUCAUCACUUGGAAGGCACUCAAGUGGAUGGACUGGAAUGCGCCCCAGGUUCACUACCGCGUGCAGUGGCGCCCCCAGGGGACACGGGAGGCCUGGCAGGAACAGAUCGUGAGCGACCCCUUCCUGGUGGUUUCCAACACACCCACCUUUGUGCCCUAUGAGAUCAAGGUCCAGGCGGUCAACAGCCAAGGCAAGGGCCCUGAGCCCCAGGUCACCAUUGGCUACUCUGGAGAAGACUACCCCCAGGCAAGCCCUGAGCUAGAAGGCAUCGAGAUCCUCAACUCCAGUGCUGUGCUGGUCAAGUGGUGGCCUGUGGACACAGCGCAGGUCAAGGGCCACCUCCGGGGAUACAAUGUGACAUACUGGUGGGAGGGCAGUCAGAGGAAGCACAGCAAGAGGCAUGCCCACAGAGGCCAUGUGGUGGUGCCUGCCAACACCACCAGAGCCAUCCUUGGUGGCCUGCGGCCCUACAGCUCCUACCAUCUGGAGGUGCAGGCCUUUAAUGGCCGGGGACUAGGGCCUGCCAGCGAGAUGACCUUCAGCACCCCAGAGGGAGUGCCCAGCCACCCCGAGGCUUUGCACCUGGAGUGCCAGUCAGACACCAGCCUGCUGCUGCACUGGCAGCCCCCACUCAGCCACAAUGGCGUGCUCACUGGCUACGUGCUCUCCUAUCAUCCUCUGGAUGAUGGGGGCAAGGAACAGUUGUCCUUUGACCUUCCGGACCCUGAGCUGCGGAUGCACAACCUGACAAACCUCAGCCCCCGCCUGCGGUACCGCUUCCAGCUGCAGGCUGCCACAAAGGAGGGCCCUGGCGAGGCCAUCGUGCGGGAAGGAGGCACCAUGGCCUUAUCGGGGACCCCGGAUUUUGGCAACAUCUCAGCCAUGGCUGGCGAGAACUACAGUGUGGUGUCCUGGGUCCCCAAGGAGGGCCGGUGCAACUUCGGGUUCCAGAUCUGGUUCAAAGCCUUGGGGGAAGAGAAGAUGGGUGCUCACCUCCCACCACAGUAUGUCAGCUACAACCAGAGCUCCUACACGCAGUGGGACCUGCAGCCCGACACCGACUACGAGAUCCACCUGCUCAAGGAGAGGGUACUCCUGCACCAGAUGGCUGUGAAGACCAACGGCACCGGCCGCGUGAGGCUCCCUCCUGCCAGCUUUGCCACAGAGGGCUGGUUCAUCGGCUUCGUGAGCGCCGCCAUUCUGUUGCUGCUCGUGCUGCUCCUCCUGUGCUUUAUAAAGCGCAGCAAGGGCGGCAAGUACUCAGUGAAGGAUAAGGAGGACACCCAGGUGGACUCCGAGGCCCGGCCGAUGAAGGAUGAGACCUUUGGCGAGUACAGUGACAAUGAGGAGAAGGCCUUUGGCAGCAGCCAGCCAUCCCUCAACGGAGACAUCAAGCCUUUGGGCAGUGAUGACAGCCUGGCUGACUAUGGGGGCAGCGUGGACGUCCAGUUCAACGAGGACGGCUCCUUCAUUGGCCAGUACAGCGGGAAGAAGGAGAAGGAGGCAGCGGGAGGCAACGACAGCUCAGGGGCUGCCUCCCCCACCAACCCUGCAGGGGCCCUGGAGUAGUGGGGUCCAGUCAGGCAAGGCCAGGCAGGACACAGCCCAGGGCUGGGCCACAGGGGA
This is a messenger RNA of Manis pentadactyla (Chinese pangolin), 4072 nucleotides long. RefSeq names its product L1 cell adhesion molecule (gene L1CAM). Gene Ontology annotation, biological process: cell-cell adhesion. The coding region runs from base 254 to 4015 and encodes 1253 amino acids. The record is from RefSeq and is a predicted model, not a curated record. The transcript has 28 exons. Gene Ontology annotation, molecular function: protein binding. NCBI's taxonomy places the organism in Eukaryota, Metazoa, Chordata, Mammalia, Pholidota, Manidae.